This is a messenger RNA of Haliotis rufescens (red abalone), 1247 nucleotides long. RefSeq lists its product as uncharacterized. The coding region runs from base 204 to 1214 and encodes 336 amino acids. The transcript is spliced from 10 exons. The record is from RefSeq and is a predicted model, not a curated record. Lineage: Eukaryota; Metazoa; Mollusca; Gastropoda; Lepetellida; Haliotidae.
GAUAACACGCUGGAAGUGCAGGGUGGUAGAGGGUGAAUAUUGCACACUUGUUUUAUAUCGUGUUUCUGGUUCAGUCUUCUGUUCACAUGCUAAGCUGCGGAAAUACUCAUCACAAGUCAGUUUCUACGUUUAUCUGAGGAGGUGAGUGUGUGUCUGUGACCAGGGAGUGACUAACCUCCACCAAACAGGGUGAGAGGGGAAGCAUGUGGCUGACUCCGGUGACAUGGCUACUUUUGGGUGUAACUCAUGUCUUUGCAGUAGCCACUCAGACGCCACCUCUCACCAUACAAUGUCUCUCAAAUGGUAGUAUAUACAUAACACAGAAGAAGACUUACGAUGCCGAGAUAUUUGUGGUUGGAAACUUUCCCAGUUGUUCGGAUGCUGUGCGACACUUCAGACUUGACUCUGGGAACCAUUUGCUGAACACAUCAUGUAAAGGCACGACUGGGUAUGUCCUAGAGGUACUGAAUUUCACCCAGACCACACACAGACCAGGCUUCACCUCGACAGUGUACAACGUCAACUGUACUUCUAACGUAACAGGCAACGCAAGUGUAUUUACACUGGUAAACACAACAAACGUUUCGUUCUUGGAAGAGGUUGUACUGCCAAAGUUAAACGUUGCCAUUUUGCCCGCAAACACAACGCUGAAUUCAUCAAUGACAUCAGCUAGCCUCAGUUCCAUGUAUCUGGGUCAAGAGGUCAUGCUGACCAUCUACAACGACGUGCCACAAGGGAGAGCCUCCUACAUGCUUGUCCCCACGCUGUGUGAAGCCUAUCCUACUGCCAACUCGUCAGUCAGACUCACACUACUGCACUGCGAUCAAAAAGGAUGCACAAAGGAGGAUGGCGUUAUCGGUCAGUUCACCACUGAAACGAUUAAUGACGUUGAUGUAGCGUGGGCUCCCAUGUACGGCUUCAUUUUCGCCGGCCAUCCGGACUCCGACCUCGUCAUAGACUGCUCGGUGCUCGUGUGCCCAGACAUAUCACACGGCCACCCUGGACGAUUCGUGACAAACAAUGGUUGCAAAAAGACGACAAGCAACAGCCGACGUCGGAAGCGUCGUGUCGGUAUGUCACGUGACAUCAUCCAUGCUAAAACAGGCACAGCACGAACCAGGGUUAAGCUGAAGAACAGCCUAGCAAAAAGCGAGGCAGUUACUACUUUGGCGAGCUUGCUCCUUCCAGUUGCUGUGAUGAUGACCAUGUUGUGAGAUGUGUUCCUGUUUCAUAAAUUAUAGGGGUUU